Molecule: messenger RNA, 1072 nt
Organism: Larimichthys crocea (large yellow croaker)
Lineage: Eukaryota; Metazoa; Chordata; Actinopteri; Sciaenidae
Gene: fsta
Product: follistatin a
Biological process (GO): negative regulation of activin receptor signaling pathway; multicellular organism development; regulation of BMP signaling pathway
Cellular component (GO): extracellular region
Molecular function (GO): protein binding; activin binding
Source: RefSeq, marked provisional
CUGACACUUAUUCAACACUGCCACCGUAAGCAGAUUACUUUUGCGCUGCCCGUGUCAAAUACGUAGUUCACUUUGCCUCUCCAUCAUGUUUAGGAUGCUGAAACACCAUCUGCACCCGGGCAUUUUUCUCUUGUUCAUAUGGCUUUGUCACCUCAUGGAACAUCAAAAAGUUCAAGCUGGGAACUGCUGGUUGCAGCAGGGGAAGAACGGGAGGUGCCAGGUGCUCUACAUGCCCGGGAUGAGCAGGGAGGAGUGCUGUCGGAGUGGAAGACUGGGGACGUCCUGGACCGAGGAGGACGUCCCCAAUAGCACGCUCUUUAGGUGGAUGAUCUUCAAUGGCGGAGCCCCCAAUUGCAUACCUUGCAAAGGUGGAGAAACCUGCGAUAAUGUUGACUGUGGGCCUGGGAAGAGGUGCAAGAUGAACAGAAGAAGUAAGCCGCGCUGCGUGUGCGCACCAGACUGCUCAAACAUCACCUGGAAGGGACCGGUCUGCGGCUCAGAUGGAAAGACCUACAAAGACGAAUGCGCACUGCUGAAGGCUAAAUGCAAAGGCCACCCCGACCUGGACGUGCAGUACCAGGGAAAGUGCAAGAAAACGUGCCGUGACGUCUUGUGCCCCGGCAGCUCCACAUGCGUCGUGGACCAGACAAAUAACGCAUAUUGUGUGACGUGUAAUCGGAUUUGCCCUGAGGUGACGUCGCCUGAGCAGUACCUGUGUGGAAACGACGGGAUCAUCUAUGCCAGUGCGUGUCACCUGAGAAGAGCUACAUGUCUCCUCGGCAGGUCUAUUGGAGUGGCAUAUGAGGGAAAAUGCAUCAAGGCCAAGUCGUGUGAGGACAUCCAGUGCAGCGCAGGGAAAAAGUGUCUCUGGGAUGCAAGGAUGAGUCGGGGCCGCUGCUCGCUGUGUGAUGAGACCUGUCCGGAGAGCAGGACGGAUGAGGCGGUGUGUGCCAGCGACAACACCACAUAUCCCAGCGAAUGUGCCAUGAAACAAGCUGCUUGUUCUAUGGGGGUGCUGCUGGAAGUCAAGCACUCAGGAUCUUGCAACUGUAAGUAAACAACAAAAGCAAAA